GGUAUAUUGUUUUUUAAAAAUGUUUGUCUUUUCUUCCGUUUCAAAUUAGGAUAAUUUUGUAUGAGAAUGAUUUUUAGUUGUGCAUUUCAAUAAGGAUUAAGUGGUAUAAUAGCGCAUCAACGUAAAGAUCAUGGGCAAGAUACUAUCCAAAAUAUUUGGUAACAAAGAAAUGAGAAUAUUAAUGCUUGGUUUAGAUGCUGCAGGAAAAACAACUGUUCUAUAUAAACUGAAACUUGGACAGUCUGUUACCACUAUUCCAACAGUUGGAUUUAAUGUUGAAACAGUUACAUAUAAAAAUGUUAGAUUUAAUGUUUGGGAUGUUGGUGGACAAGAUAAAAUACGACCUCUUUGGAGACAUUAUUAUGCCGGUACACAAGGAUUAAUUUUUGUUGUAGAUUGUGCAGAUAGAGAACGAAUGGAAGAAUCAAAGUUAGAAUUGCAUAAAAUAAUCAAUGAUAGAGAAAUGCGAGAUGCUGUUGUUCUUAUUUUUGCUAAUAAGCAAGAUUUACCAAAUGCUAUGAAACCUCAUGAAGUGCAGGAGAAAUUAGGUCUUACUAGAAUACAAGAUCGUGUAUGGUAUGUUCAACCUUCAUGUGCUACAACCGGUGAUGGUCUCUAUGAAGGUCUAAUGUGGCUUACUGCAAAUAAUAAGUCUUGAAGAAAGCUAGUUUAAAAUAAAUUAUUCCUCAUAUUAUAAAGGAGAUUAUAUAUUUCUUCCUGUGAUAAGCCUAUUUAUGGAGAGGUUUCAGUUUGAUGAGGAAGCAAUAUUUGUAUUUCUCUCCCAUUGUUAUUGUACAGACGUUAUGAAUAAUAUUCUUUUAGUUUGAAAUUCUAUUUAGUAUCUUUAAUUUCUUUCAUGAUAAAUAUAGCUUUAUUUUGCUAUUUUUGUAACAUUUUGAUAUCUUACUAUUUUAGUUUAUCAUUAUAUAUUUA
Argiope bruennichi is the source of this 933-nucleotide messenger RNA. Its product is annotated as ADP-ribosylation factor 6-like. Gene Ontology annotation, cellular component: cytoplasm. The record is from RefSeq and is a predicted model, not a curated record. The coding region runs from base 131 to 658 and encodes 175 amino acids. The transcript has 5 exons. Lineage: Eukaryota; Metazoa; Arthropoda; Arachnida; Araneae; Araneidae. Gene Ontology annotation, biological process: vesicle-mediated transport; intracellular protein transport. Gene Ontology annotation, molecular function: GTP binding; GTPase activity.